This is a messenger RNA of Gilbertella persicaria, 1290 nucleotides long. RefSeq lists its product as uncharacterized. Gene Ontology annotation, biological process: peptidyl-lysine monomethylation. The transcript is spliced from 2 exons. The coding region runs from base 1 to 1290 and encodes 429 amino acids. Gene Ontology annotation, cellular component: nucleus. The record is from RefSeq and is a predicted model, not a curated record. Gene Ontology annotation, molecular function: protein-lysine N-methyltransferase activity; protein binding. Lineage: Eukaryota; Fungi; Mucoromycota; Mucoromycetes; Mucorales; Choanephoraceae.
AUGAAUCAAUUUCAGAGUUGGAUAGAGACGCAAGGCAUUAUCACUUAUGGUGUACAAGUUAAACACACAGAUUAUGCAGGCUACGGUCUAUUCUCUAAAGAAACAAUCGAUGCAACAGAACCCAAGACUGUUGUAAGCAUCCCUUCUGAUUUGAUACUCACUUCUUCUAAAGCACUUCAAGUCCAUACUGAAUUUAAAGACGCUGUAUUUGAGUUUUAUGAGGAAACCAUUCUCUCUCCCGAGAAUGAGCACCAUGUACUCUGUCUUUUUCUUGUCUACUGUCAAUACAUCAACCAAGAUACUCGAUGGAAACCUUAUUUUGAUAUUCUCCCCACCCUCUCUUUUUUCCAAGACCAUCAUGUCCUGUUCAAUCCAGCCUGUGUUCAAGGCACCAGUCUAGAGAAUGCAACACGGGCCAAACUAACCAGUUUAAAGACACAAGUACAGGCAUGGAAUACAUCCAAUAUCCAUUGGCUAUCUCGUGUUCAAUUGGACAUGUAUCUCUGGGCAGAUUGUAUUUUUUGGUCUCGUGUAGUGGGUAUUGGUGGCGACAUGUCUGGCCUAAGCAAACAUCAGAUGGCUAUGAUUCCUUACUUUGACUUUGCCAAUCAUUCAGACCAACAUGCCAAUAUACGCUGGCAACUGGUCUCUACUGGUCUUGAGCUUGUCACCAGUGAAGAACACAUUCCACAAGACCAAGAAUUGUUUCUAUCAUAUGGGUCUAAAUCAAACCAAGAACUUUUGUUUCUUCAUGGUUUUUGUGUUCCAGAUAACUCUGAAUCGUCUGUGAUUACUUUGCCACUCUUGCCCUUUUUGGAUCCAGCCCAUGAUCAAUACAAAAUUGAAUGGUUAAUACAAAUGGGUGUCAAACCUAUUUUAAAGUUAUCAGCUAUUGAUCAGCACAAUUUUGCUGGAUGGGAUGAGGCAUCAGUGGCUGUGAUGUACCUUGUGGUCUUGGAUCAAGAGGACAUUGAAUUUAAACAAGGACUUUUAGUGAGAGAUACACCCAUUUUGUCCUUAUCUGAUCUAAAGACAACAGUAGAAUCAUUAGAGCUAUAUCCUGUCAUUCAGCUCCGUGCCAUUGUGCUCUUAUUAGAUGCUCUUGAGUAUCAAUACACGCAAAACAAACAAUACCAAAUGACGGAUGAAUCGCCUGUUUCAAAACAAGCUUCUAUCUAUAGACAUGAAGAACAAGUGUUAUUGAAUCAAUCCAUGAAUGCUUUGACUGUCUUAAGAGACCAACUCAUGAAGAAUACCACAGUCAUAUCUUUUCUAAAAGCAAAUGCAUAA